Melampsora larici-populina 98AG31 is the source of this 783-nucleotide messenger RNA. RefSeq lists its product as uncharacterized. The transcript has 4 exons. The record is from RefSeq and is a predicted model, not a curated record. Bases 1 to 783 code for a protein of 260 amino acids. NCBI's taxonomy places the organism in Eukaryota, Fungi, Basidiomycota, Pucciniomycetes, Pucciniales, Melampsoraceae.
AUGUUAAAUCUCGAAUCGGUUGCAGAAUGGGAUAACCUGGACACGGACGAGCAAGUCGGUCUGUCUUUAUACCCGACAUUGGGGAACACGCUGGAGGGAACUGUGGACCCCAACUGUCGUCAGCAGUCUCCAAUGCGACUAUUUGCAGUCCAUGACCAAAAGGAUUUUGUGGAUUGUGGCUGUGUGGACAAAAGAUGCGAGCUAUUGGGCCCGGCGGCCUCUAGACCGUUGAGACAAGGGAACUUGUCCUCUUUCGGAGGAGAAGGCUUGUUGCAAAGAGACCAGAACCGUCGGCAUUGCGCAAUGCACUCUGCCUUCUCCGCUAUGUGGCAAAAAACCGAUUGGAUGAACAUCCAAACAGAGACAUUACCUGGGGAGGUGUCAACCAUGUGCACUAACAAUUCCGAGCGUGCCGUUAGAGACUUUCAAUAUGAUGAAUUUAAUGCGGUUCGUCGAAUAUUCAAAAAAUUUGAAGAUGUACGAACCCUUGUAGAAGAAGUCGACCAAUUAGAAGAGGAUGGGUCCAACUGGUUCGCGUGGUUACACACAUGCAGCAUCGCCAUUGAAUAUAUCACAGGCUGCCAGGAUUACCUCUCCGGCAUGAGGCCAAUCAUCCGCACGGCUUGUGCACUGGUCAUUGACCGAUGCGCUCUCAAUAUGAUCCGGCGAACUAUUCACAAGAAUCUGGAACACGUCGUUCAGGAUUGUCUCAGAUGCCACGUUGCCAAAUAUCGCCUGCGUCAACACUUUGAUCCAUCUAGGAGCGGCCGGGUGUUCAGGUGA